This is a messenger RNA of Striga asiatica, 453 nucleotides long. The record is from the annotation of a GenBank genome assembly. NCBI's taxonomy places the organism in Eukaryota, Viridiplantae, Streptophyta, Magnoliopsida, Lamiales, Orobanchaceae.
AUGAAUUACCUUUCGAUUAUCCUCGCCAUUUCCUCGACAACAAGCUCAGCCUUCUUAGCUCCGGCGACUUCCAAUUCAGCCAACCUCUGCAAAUGCCCUUGGGAACCGGCCUCAAUGAGCCUCCUCCGGCAGCUCCGGCUACCUCCGGCCAAGAUUGCCGCCACAACCGCCACCGGAAACUUCUUCGACACAACCUCGUUCGAAGGAUCCAACAUUCGCACAAUCCUCGUCAGGCUCUUCUCAUCCCUCACAAACUCCUUCCCAUUCGAUUUUACCGAAAGCAACGAGACCAAAGCUUUUGCUCCGACCUCUUGCAUCCCGUCUGGCUUCACGCAUUCCAUUAGUUUAACCAGAGAACUCAUACAACCGGAAAUAGCUCGCUUGUUACCAUCGCUAAUGGCUAAAUUAGCGAGCAGGGAAGAAGAUAUGUGCUGUAUCAUGACAUUUUUGUGA